Molecule: messenger RNA, 1433 nt
Organism: Bombina bombina (fire-bellied toad)
Lineage: Eukaryota; Metazoa; Chordata; Amphibia; Anura; Bombinatoridae
Gene: KCNE1
Product: potassium voltage-gated channel subfamily E regulatory subunit 1
Exons: 2
Coding region: 217-570 (117 amino acids)
Biological process (GO): regulation of ventricular cardiac muscle cell membrane repolarization; membrane repolarization during action potential; ventricular cardiac muscle cell action potential
Cellular component (GO): membrane
Molecular function (GO): voltage-gated potassium channel activity involved in ventricular cardiac muscle cell action potential repolarization; potassium channel regulator activity; transmembrane transporter binding
Source: RefSeq, a predicted model, not a curated record
UUCAAUUUAAACUUUUGUGUUAUUCUGGAACAAGUUUGGGGAACUUUGAGUCACACACGUGGAUACACCACUAAGCAUUCCUGCAAAUGAAGAGGCUGUAUUCUGUAUUCAUAUAGCUCCUUCAGAAGUGGAUGCUUAUCCAGUGCAGUGUGCUAACAGAUUAAAUGGUAUUGGCAGCUUGAUUGAGUAAUUACAAGUGAAAAAUUGAAGAAAACAAUGAAGAUGACUGCUACAAACACUACAGAGGCUUUACACUACUAUUAUAACCACACAGAAAGUGUGAUGAAUUCCACAGUCCAACCCCCAGACAAAAUGGAAAUCGUUUACAUUCUUCUUCUCUUAGGCUUUUUUGGAUUUUUUACAUUUGGGAUAAUGUUUAGUUACAUCCGCUCUAAAAAACGUGAACACUCCAAUGAUCCCUAUCACACAUACAUUGAGACAGACUGGAAGAAAAAAGCUUCAUUGCAACCAGUAAAGAUUUUGAAGACCACGUCAACGUGUUACUUGGUUGAAAACAAAUUUGCAGUGGAACAACCUACCAGUCUUAUUCCAUCUGUAUGCCAGAACUGAAUCUACUGUCUAUAAAAGUAGUGCCUAACUUAUGUAUAACCAGUGACAGUUGUAUGUGGUGCAAAAGCACCUCAAUGUUGUAAGCUGUACCCCACUGUGUGAAGACACUUGUUUGACUGAGGUGGUGGGGACUCUUUCCACUGCUGUCCCUUCCCUUUUUUAGUCACCAAACAAAACAAUUAGCAAAUUAUUUUAUUUAUCCAUGCACCCUACAGUAAGGAAUAAAGACUAUUAUACUUACCAUGAAUGGAGCUUAUAAUACUUACAAGGAAUGCAAACUAUCAUAUUUCCCAGGAAUGCAGUCUAUUAUACUUACCAUGAAUGGAGACUAUAAUACUUACCAUGAAUGCAGAUUAUCAUACUCAUUUCAUACUUUGUCUUCUUGUUUAAGUGAGAUAUUGAAUGUAAUACAGAGGUUAAGUAAACAUGGCAAUGACAUAUUUUAAAGCUACUGGUUGUAUUCAAGACUAAAGUCACAAAUAAAAGAUUAUGGAUUUAGUCUAAUGAGAACUUGUGAUAUCUUGGUCCCAUAAGAAUCACAUCCUUGUAUUAUACUUUCUUAAGUGAAAGUAUUUUUAUUUUAUUUACUGGGGUAAAAAGUUCUGAUAUAUAUUCAUUACGUUGAUAAUAAAAAGUACAUAAAAUAACUUGAUUUAAAUGGCCAUAUAUCAGAAAGCUGAAUAUGGAUAACUAUAUUAAAAUAUGCCUUGUAUUCAUUUAAUUUCACUGUACAGUACACCUAUACAACACAGUUUGUUGCAGUAUUAAUUUGUUUGAGAUAUUAUUAUUUUGUUUUGAUUGUUAUAUUUCAGAAAACUCCAGUGCCUAUAGGACAGCUAAUAAACAAAAUGAAGUAACUCAAA